UAAAGUUCAGUGGCACGAUUCUUCGUACCACACAAAACGAAGAAAACUUUUGAGUUUACACGUGCUUUGGGAUCGACUUUUAAUGUUACAAAAUCAACGAUAACUAUUAGAUCGACAAAUUCACAAGAGUGCAAUUCCAACGCCCGACAUGGACGCAUUAUCAUUUAGAAGAGUUGCCGGCGGGAGUGUCAUUGACAAUCCGCCGCUAUUUUCGCAGAACGGAGACAUACUGUUCACGACUAUUACGAGAACUGAUCUCACGAGCAUUAAAACUCGCUUCCAUGCGAAUUCAGUGAGCACCAUUCGCGCUUACAGUACAAAAACUGGGGAAUGUAUUCACGACAUCGAAGUUCUGGCGAAAGUAGUCAGCAUACGAAAUAUGCCUGGCAGUUCGACGACGCUGGUGGGAUGCACAGAGAAUGGUGUCAUUGUUACGUGGGAACAAAGGUCCAGGGCUGUUGACACAAGAGUUGUGAGUGAAAUGUCCUUCCCAGAGGGAAAAGGUACAGUGACAACGUUCAACGUUAUUCCGUUCAAAAACACAUAUGUUGGUGUGGCCACUUGGACGGAUGGUACUUUGGUGCAAAUGGACAUGUUCGAUUUAACUACUGGCGAAUGUCAUAAAUCGACAAUUCUACAGUUGGAGGAGGGUGAACACAAGGUAGCGGUGUCUGGAAAUAAUCACAACAUCGUUGCAGCCAUCCAGAAUCAUAAAUUGUUUGUGACUAGCAUUAAUAGCCGAACCGGAAAAAACAAGUCGUCAUCCUUUACCAACGCCGGCAAACAAUGUUUUACAGCCAUUGCAUGUCAUCCAGUCGAGGAAACUGUGGCUGCGGGCGAUGUGACUGGCAAAAUUUUUAUCUACCACGCACUGUUUAACAGAAUGAAAAGUCCAGUCACAACGCUCUACCAUUGGCAUCACAAUCUGGUGGAAACGAUUGCAUUCACUUCGUCGGGAAGUUUAUUCUAUUCAGGAGGUUCGGAAAGGGUCCUGGUUGGAUGGAGUUACAAUGACGAUGGAAAAAAUGUACUACCUCGGCUCAAUGGUACAAUUGUUCACAUAGCCGUCAGUUCAGACAAUCAACAGAUCGCAGUAUCGACCGAUGACAAUGGAAUCAUCGUCGUCAGCCCACAGUUCAAUCCCGUUACAGUCAUACAAAAUUUUGUGAGGGUCGCUGAUGACGGCACUCCAUGGCCACAGUUUCCAUUUGGUCUGAAACUGGAUCCACGCACCGGAUAUAUUGUUCUGAAUGGUCGGAUCGGUCAGGUGCAGUUCUAUUCUCCACACGAUCGAACAUUCUUCAACCUGGACGUGACCAUGGAGAAUCGUUUGUCAUUGGAAAGUGAUAAAAUCCUCUACAACACACGCAUAACACAUUUGGCAUGUAAUGUGGAUUGGCUGGUCACGGCCGAAUGUUUUGACGAUUUGGCACAUUUCCCGGAAGUUCGGCUGAAAUUUUGGCUGUUUGAUGUCACAAGAAAGACCUACGUGCUGAGUACACAAAUCGAAACACCACAUGAGGGCGGUGUAACUGCUCUGGAAUUCUCGAGUUCUCACCGGGUUGAAAAGUUGCUGUGUGCAAGCAGUGGCCUAGACGGAAAAGUGAAAAUUUGGUCGUUGGAGGAGAGUGAAGUCUACAGUGAAUCACCGGACUCGGAAAGCGGUAACAACGCGACCACAACGAGGAAGUAUUGGGUAUGCCGUGAACAGACCAGCUACAAAAACUUACCAGCCAAUGCCUUAGCAUUCAUGUCCGAUGGGUCAACAUUAGCCGUUGGCUUCGGAAACACUUUAUGUAUUUACAUUCCGGAAACGCUUCGCAUUAGAGCUGUCUUGAGUGCACCGGGUGGUCAGGACGGCUCAACCAACAAACUGAUUGUAAGCAUGCCAAAGUCAUUGGGUAAUUCGAAAAUGACGAAGAAACAACAGGAGUUGGCUCAGAAGCAUGAAAAACUCGUUAGGAGUUUCCUGGAAAAUGACGACGAUCAGCUGAUAAACGACCUGGUAAAGGAAGCUGAAAAGGCACCGCGAGAAAGUCAGAAUAAUCGAUUGGAUCCCGACGGAACGGGAAUUGUAGACAAGAAGCUUUUCGAAAAAAUUCACGCGCUAAAUGAAUUGAACUAUUUCCAAAAACUGGAACUAUUCCAAAAGAUGGGCGUUCACAUCAAACUGCCGGCCGACUUAGAAUUUGACUUUAAUUCGUACGUCAUAGGCACGAUGUAUGCGGCGGAGAAGGAAACAUAUUUAGCGAAUUCCGUUGAGCGACUUCAUCCGAAUAAGAAAUUCAUCGGUCAGUGGAUGCUGCACAACUAUUUAACGAGACGAAGCGAAGCGGCGUUCAAUGGUUUACAUUUGAAAAAUGUCACCUUCAGCGAAGAGGCAAAUGAUAGCCACACCACUAAUGGAAUCGAAUCAAUGGAUAUUGAAUGUGACCAACCACGGUCGGAAUCGGCUAAUCCGAUUAGGAAGGUAGCCAAAAUCAAGCUGGUUGUGUUUGCGACUGGUGACUCUAGCCACUUGGUGAUUGUUUGCACCGAAAACCGUUUGCUCAUUUGGAAUACGAUAACGUUACGUCUUCAAUCAUCUUGGAAAAUAAGUGUUCGUCUCGCGGUUGUUGAUCCGUGCACAAGCCUUGUAGCCGUUAACACAAUAUUCGAUGAGUUGUACGUUCUGAAUCCGAGUAAACAAUACGACCUGUACAAACGGAAAAACUUGCCAAAACUCUCAGGCAUGGUAUGGUUGCCCAGACGGGAACCGAGAAAAUCAUCAUUGGACGUAGACUGGCAAUCGGUCUCUCAAUUGUUCCUGUUUACUAGAACUCAGGAGAUGUUGUACCUGGUUCCUGACAACGAUGAAGAUUUGUUCGCUGACAGGGGCACCACUUUGAAGGAGGUGGACCAAUUAGAGUCUCAGACACAUUUCGGCGCAAUGUUUGCGAGACAGGUCACUAACAAUUCUGCUGCUCUGGCUGGUCAACGGAACAUUGCCGGUGGACUGGUAGGAGAACCUACAACAAUGGGUGUCAAAGCGAUAACCAAUCUUCAAACGCACACAAUGGCACCGGUGCAUCUUCUGUCUUACGGCUUCCUAACAUCAAUGCUUACGAAACAAGCCGCCCCAUCGAGGAACCCAUCCAGAGCCCAAAAUGGAGACAACGACGUCGACAUGGUUGUUGAUUCGGAGACGGAAGAAAAUAUGGAAUUAAACAGAACAAGUUCCGAACGACUACGGGACAAUAUGGUAAACGGAUCGGCCGAAGAAGAUACGGAGAACAGGAACGCAGAAUUUAACAGAUUGUCCAACGAGCAGCCUAGAAAUAGUUUCACAUUUAUGUCGUCGAGUGAGUAGGAGUUAGGAGUGAUGGUUCAGUGGAUGCGUCAUUCAAUUAUAAUUGUUUUCAAAUGAAA
This is a messenger RNA of Bradysia coprophila, 3408 nucleotides long. RefSeq names its product WD repeat-containing protein l(2)05287. The record is from RefSeq and is a predicted model, not a curated record. Gene Ontology annotation, cellular component: nucleolus; small-subunit processome. Gene Ontology annotation, biological process: positive regulation of rRNA processing; ribosome biogenesis; positive regulation of transcription by RNA polymerase I. NCBI's taxonomy places the organism in Eukaryota, Metazoa, Arthropoda, Insecta, Diptera, Sciaridae. Gene Ontology annotation, molecular function: protein binding; RNA binding.